GACUUUGGAUUACAUAUAUGCAUUUCCAUUUCUUAUCAAUUGUCAGUUCUCACAGGAUAAUACUGGAACUCAUCAACAGAGGGGGCCAAAGCAGAGGAAUCCAAAAAUGGAUUUGAGCCCAACAAGCAAGAAGAACAAAAAGGCUGCAAACCAGUCGAUGCUACUGUGCUGUAAACUCUUCGUCUCUGAAUCUCGUAACCUUGCAGCUCUUGAUUCCAUAGAACAAGCUGCCAGGCUUCAUUCUGAAACAGCCAUCAUUAGCAAAUUCUAUGACGGAGCUUACAAUAGGGCCCGCUUCACUCUUGUAUCCUAUGUUGUUCUUGACAGCACAGGGAAUGCCAUCUAUAGCCCUUUGCAGCAAACAGUGCUAGAUAUGGUUCAGGCAGCUUAUGCAGCUAUUAACCUUGAGUCCCACUCUGGGGCUCACCCUCGACUUGGCGUGGUUGACGACAUUCUUUUCCAUCCGCUCGCUCGGGCAUCGUUGGAUGAGGCGGCUUGGCUAGCUAAGGCUGUGGCAGCUGACAUUGGCAGCAGAUUCCAAGUGCCAGUAUUUCUUUACUCUGCAGCGCACCCAACAGGCAAGGCUUUGGACACCAUAAGACGAGAGCUUGGAUACUACCGGCCCAAUUUCAUGGGUAAUCAGUGGGCUGGAUGGGCCAUGCCUGAGAUCCUCCCUGAAAAGCCCGAUGAAGGCCCAAACCAAUUGUCUCGGGCCAGAGGCAUUUCGAUGAUUGGGGCGCGUCCAUGGGUCGCAAUGUACAACAUACCCAUCUUGUCCACAGAUGUCUCGGCGGCCCGAAGGAUUGCACGAAUGGUUAGUGGUCGUGGGGGUGGGCUUCCGACAGUGCAGACACUGGGCCUGGUCCACGGUGAGGACUCAACUGAGAUAACUUGCAUGCUUUUGGAGCCCAACCAGAUUGGAGCUGAUAGGGUCCAGAACCGUGUCGAGCUGCUGGCGGCCCAAGAAGGGUUUGAUGUAGAGAAGGGCUAUUUUACUGAUUUGUCACCAGAGAUGAUUGUUGAGAAGUAUAUGAAUUUAACUUCUCAAGGAUGAUUCAGUCAUGUCUCUAAGACUUCUAACAUUCUUCAUCAUUUGAGCUUGAUCUUGAUACAAAAAAUAAAGUUCGACCUUUCUAGUAUUUUUCUUUA
This is a messenger RNA of Tripterygium wilfordii, 1149 nucleotides long. RefSeq names its product glutamate formimidoyltransferase-like. Lineage: Eukaryota; Viridiplantae; Streptophyta; Magnoliopsida; Celastrales; Celastraceae. Gene Ontology annotation, molecular function: folic acid binding; transferase activity. The transcript is spliced from 3 exons. Bases 107 to 1054 code for a protein of 315 amino acids. The record is from RefSeq and is a predicted model, not a curated record.